Messenger RNA from Coregonus clupeaformis (lake whitefish), 1293 nucleotides. Its product is annotated as coatomer subunit epsilon. Gene Ontology annotation, cellular component: COPI vesicle coat. Lineage: Eukaryota; Metazoa; Chordata; Actinopteri; Salmoniformes; Salmonidae. Gene Ontology annotation, molecular function: protein binding; structural molecule activity. Gene Ontology annotation, biological process: endoplasmic reticulum to Golgi vesicle-mediated transport; retrograde vesicle-mediated transport, Golgi to endoplasmic reticulum; intra-Golgi vesicle-mediated transport. The record is from RefSeq and is a predicted model, not a curated record. The transcript has 10 exons. Bases 42 to 989 code for a protein of 315 amino acids.
GACGCGUCGGCACUACGUGUCCAGGAAGUCAUCCAGUCAACAUGGCGGCGCAACAAGGAGAUGUUGAUGAACUCUUCGAUGUGAAAAAUGCUUAUUAUAUCGGCAGUUAUCAACAAUGUAUAAAUGAAGCCCAGAAAGUUAAGCCAUCAACACCUGAGAAGGAGGUUGAGAGAGACAUGUUUCUGUACAGAGCCUACGUUGCCCAGAGGAAGUAUGCUGUGGUGAUGGAUGACAUCAAGGCCAGCUCCUCGCCAGAGCUCCAGGCUGUCAAGAUGUUCGCUGAGUAUCGCUCCAACGAGGGCAAAAGGUCUGAACCCAUUAGUGUUCAGGAUUGUGAUUGUAAACGGGAUGCCAUUGUGGCUGAACUUGACAAGAAGAUGGCCAAGAGUGUAGAUGCGGCCAACACAACCUUCCUGCUCAUGGCUGCGUCCAUUUACUACCAUGAGAUGAACUCUGACGCUGCCCUGCGGACCCUGCACCAGGGAGAAAGUCUGGAAUGCAUGGCAAUGACCAUUCAGGUGCUGCUGAGUUUAGAACGUGUUGAUUUGGCAAGGAAAGAGCUGAAGAAAAUGCAGGAGCAGGACGAGGAUGCCACACUGACCCAACUGUCCACGGCUUGGGUCAACAUCGCUGUUGGAGGAGAGAAGCUGCAGGAUGCUUACUACAUUUUCCAGGAGAUGUCGGAUAAGUACUCCCCAACUCUGCUUCUUCUGAAUGGCCAGGCUGCCUGCCAUAUGGCCCACAACAAGUGGGAGGAGGCAGAGGGGGUUCUCCAGGAGGCACUAGACAAGGACAGCAGCCACCCUGAGACUCUGAUCAACCUGAUUGUGCUGACCCAGCACUUGGGCAAAGCUCCUGAGGUAACCAACAGGUAUCUCUCUCAACUGAAAGAUGCCCAUAGAGCUCACCGCUUCCUUAAAGAUUACCGGGCCAAGGAGAAUGAAUUUGACAGACUGGCGAUGCAGUAUGCUCCCACUGCGACUGUUUGACACAAUGGAGGAAUCUGUUUGGACCCCAAAACAUUAUGAAUACUGGAUACACAACUGAUUGCUCCAUAUCUAUUUUUGUCUAUCAAUAUGGAAAACUCAAAACUGUAUGGAUUAAAAUUGACAUGCACAAUAUUAUUACCUUAUGUGGUGGACAACAGAUUUUCUUUAUACUCCGAAGUAGUUGUAGUACAUGAAAUGUCCCUUUUGAUAUUGUCUCUUAUGUUUAACAUUUGCAUUUCUCUAAUUGUAAAACUGUUUUCUCUAAGCAUUCCUCUGAAUUGACAAUAAAUGUUUUAUGACCCUG